AGGAAAGAGGGGUGGAAGGGAGGCUCAAUACACAACACAACACUAUUAUCUUAACACUAUUAUCUUCUUCUUUAUUCAAUCUUCACACUCUUCCCCUUCUUCCUCUACCUUUGGAUUCCAUAAUCCAACAAUAGUGCUCUCAUUCAGAGUAUUGAACGCAUAAAGCAUGCUCUCAAAACUUUUAACCAAACUAUUUUUCCAAUUCCUCAAUUGGCAAAAAAAACAGAGGAGAGUGGCCACUAGCCUGUAACUCCACAGUUGGGAUCCGUUAGCUGAUGGGGGAUUCACAGUCCAAUCCCAGCCGGCAAACUGAAACGCGCGGAAGACCGAAGGGCGAAGACGAGUCUCCGCAUCUUCACUGUCGCCGGCUGCCAGCCUGACUGCGACGCCGUCCCACUCCCGCAGAACUUCAGUGUUUCGAUCUUCCAUUGGCACACGGAAGACCACCGCCGGCUUCGAAGCAUGACGGGAGAGCCACGCCGUAGAUCUGCUACAGAUCCGUCAUCCCAGGGGCCAAUUGACGACCACCGACCGGCAUCUGCUUUUUGCUCUAGCCGGCAACGAUUCACGGACGACGACCGUACGCGACGACCAAUGGGGGUCAACAGCAGCAGCUUCAGAUUUGGUGUCGGCUCCGAGUUUGACGGCGGUCAAGGGCGUUGCUGUACGUGCAAUCCACGAGUCCCCGCCCAGGACUGGCGACCAGCAGGACCGGCGACCAGCGAUAGACCUUCAAUCCCUGCCGCCGAUGGGAAGACGCCACGAAGAACCCCAGCGCGUGCUCCCUUCUUCCGAGGAUGGCAGGCUGUCCUUUUUACAGAGGACUCCUUCAUAAAGCAUCAAAUCGGCAGUCCUCGCCGAAGAAAAACUCAAUUCUCUUCAUUUGUGUUUUUCUUGGAUCGAAGUGGAGGAUUUUCCAAAUUCCUUCUAAAUUUCAGCAUCAGCCAGGGAGAGAGAUAUCAAACUCUCCAACUCCGCUUUAGACUCGAUCAAAGAUGUGAGAGACGCCACAGAGGUGAAUCUCCGUCCUUCGAUCCGGGCUGUGAGCAAAGCGACCUGGGUCAAAUUUCGACCCGAUCUGGACGGAACUCUUUCCACCGUCGACCGCGCCUAGAUGUGAUCCAACAGCUUCAGCGACUCUGGUUCUACGACAGCUGUUCCUGCAAUCGCUCCCCGCUCCGUUCAAGUUUCCAGCUACUACGUCCUCUUUUGAGCCAUAUAAAAGAUAAGUGUCUUUACUCCUAGCACUUUUAUUUUAAUUAUCCAAUUAAUAUACAAAAAAAUGGUAUUAUUCAUAUUAAAAAGUUGAAGAAAAAAAUAAUGAAUAUGAAUCAUAAAAAUAGUGAGAUGACAAAAUGAAAUAAUUUAUAAACUAUAGUUAUCAACAUAAAAGUUGUAAUUAAAAAAUUGUAAGAAUAAUAAUAAUAUAGUUUUUUU
Messenger RNA from Cuscuta campestris, 1437 nucleotides. Lineage: Eukaryota; Viridiplantae; Streptophyta; Magnoliopsida; Solanales; Convolvulaceae. The record is from the annotation of a GenBank genome assembly.